Messenger RNA from Harpegnathos saltator (Jerdon's jumping ant), 1172 nucleotides. Its product is annotated as enoyl-CoA delta isomerase 1, mitochondrial. The transcript is spliced from 6 exons. Lineage: Eukaryota; Metazoa; Arthropoda; Insecta; Hymenoptera; Formicidae. Gene Ontology annotation, cellular component: mitochondrion. The record is from RefSeq and is a predicted model, not a curated record. Bases 218 to 1060 code for a protein of 280 amino acids. Gene Ontology annotation, biological process: fatty acid beta-oxidation.
GAGUUCUUGAAAUGAUGAUAUACUUGUCAUUAUCUGACAGGGAUCUUGCAGGGAGUACAGAUGAACAAACCUAUGAAUUCUAAUAUUACUGACCAGUUAUCGUUGCAUGUUACAGCCUGCAGCUGCUGCAUUAUUGCUGAAAUCAUCUGAUUUAUUAAAGACAUUCAGUAUUGUCCUGAUUACUUCUGUGAGCUAAGCUGAUUCUCUAGUCGUCAAUAUGGCAAGUUUAAGGGCAAUAAUCAGGGGAAGACAAAUGUGUCUGAAGAGAUAUUACACAACUGGAUCAAAGUUAAUUGAAACAACACGAGACAAUGAUACAGGAAUUGAUAUUAUAUCUAUGUCAAGAGCACCAGUCAACAGUUUAAAUACAGAACUGUUGGGCUCACUGAAAAAAUCUCUGUUGGAGGCAAAGAAUUCACAUAGCAAAGGCAUCAUAUUGACAUCUUCCUUGCCAACUAUAUUUUCAGCAGGAAUAGAUAUUUUGGAGCUCCAUACCACUGAUAAAGAUAGACUUCGUAACUACUGGCACUCAUUGCAAGAUGCUUGGCUAACUCUCUAUAGUAUGGAUAUUCCAACAACUGCUGCAAUUAAUGGUUCCAGUCCUGCCGGAGGUUGUCUGCUUGCAAUAUCUACGGAAUACAGAGUUUUUGUUCAAGGCAAGCAUUCCAUUGGUUUAAAUGAGACGCAAUUAGGUCUUAUUGCUCCAAAAUGGUUCAGAGAACCAUAUAUUUCAUUGAUGGGUUACCGACAAGCUGACCUUGCACUCUUAAGGGGUUCGUUAUUUACACCUGAAAAGGCAUUGGAAAUCGGCCUCGUAGACGAACUCGCUAAUGAUAAAACCAAUGCAAUUGAAAAAUGCAAAAAUUACAUAUUGUCUUUCAAGAAAAUACCUGGCCUUGGCAGAAAUUUGACCAAAUUGGAAAUGCGUAAGGAUCUGAUCGACUGGUUCAAGAAAAAUAAAGAAGUUGAUACUGAAAAUACCCUGAAUAUAUUACAAUUACCAAAGGUGCAAGCUGGCCUUAAACUUUACAUCGAGCAUUUAAAGCAAAAGCAGCAAUAGAUACUUUGGUACGAGCUAAUAUACACGUUUUAUAUUCUUCAUAAUGUGGUGCCUUUUGUAUGUCAGUUUUCCAUAUUAAUUCUAUAUGAAUAAAUAUUUUUUGAUAUUGUUA